UGAUAAUGAUUACCGUUGACCACCACUUCCGAAAACAGCCAGAGCCCAAAACGAUAUGGGCCUUGGCCCAAAACAGAGGUUCAAUUUUGACUCCAUCACAUCACAUUCAAGAAAAAGAAGUGGCAUACGAGGUUCUGUUGCAGAAUUAAGCAGGUGAAAAUGAAGCUGAAGCAGCUAGAGGGGCUUCUUGGUUCUCUUGAACAGUUCACCAAGCCCAAGAUUGAACUCGAACAAUACCCAACUGGAGCCCACAUAGCUUCCCGGGUGCUAUACACUGCUGAAACUUCAUAUGGGGAUGUGAGCAAUAAGGUAGUUGCGGAUUUUGGUUGUGGUUGUGGUACCUUAGGCAUUGGUGCAGCUCUCUUAGAAGCAGAACAUGUUAUUGGUCUUGAUAUAGACAGCGAGUCUCUUGAGAUUGCAGUUGCAAAUGCUGAAAACCUUGAGGUAGAUAUGGAUUUUGUUCAAUGUGAUAUUAGUAAAUAUCAAUGGAAAGGCCAAAUGUUUGAUACUGUUGUUAUGAACCCACCAUUUGGAACACGGAAGAAAGGUGCUGACAUGGAUUUCCUUUUUGUGGCGUUGAAGGUUGCCUCCCAUGCAGUUUAUUCGUUACACAAGACUACAACUAGAGAACACAUCAGACGGGCUGCAUUGCAAGAUUACAAUGCUAUUAGCGCCGAGGUUAUAUGUGAGCUACGAUACGAUGUGCCAAAGCUAUACAAAUUUCACAAGAAAAAGGAAGUGGACAUUGCAGUGGACCUAUGGCGAUUUGUUCCUCCAAGACACACUAAUAGUGGUGUACAUAGUUAAUCAUACUAUUAAUAAUUUCAUUCAUUGGCAGACUCAGAAUUGUAUUGUCAAAAGUUUUGAGUCUGCAUAAGUUCAACUAAAAAUCUUUUUUGAGGCAGUUAUUUAGUCAAGCAUGCAAAAGGCGGUGCUGGAGGUAAGCUAUAUGCUCCCUCUUCCCAUAAUGUUUUCUUCUUUUUGGCUAUGGGCUGAAAUUUCUUUAUUUCAGCUAAUAAUUAUUUGGGGGAAUUUGACUUUGCAUCCCACGUUUUGGGUGAUAUUAGACUUUGCACCCCAUAUUGAAAAAACUUUGAUUUUGCACCCCAACACAUAACAUUUUGUGAAAAAAACAUUAUAAAUGGGAUACAAAGUCAAAGGAUUUUUAAGUGGAAUGGAGUGCAAAAUCAAAGUUUUUUUUUUUGAAAAUGGGGUGCAAAGUCCAAUAUCACCCAAAAAGUGGGGUGCAAAAUCAAAUCCCCCCUAAUUAUUUAACUAGCCCUGUUUGGAUGCAAGUCUAAACCUGGAUGAAAAUAAAAAACCAGGUUGAAUCAAAACGUUUGUAACGCUAGCGUUUCUAAUAAGCGGAUCAUAUAAUACCUUCCGAUCCCAAAGUACCCCGUGCAUAUACCCGAUGAAGACCAUUAAUCAUUCUCUGCUCAUUGCUUUGAAGACUAUCUGUCCACCUUCUUUUCCAUACCACAUGAAUAAAAUUAUUUUUGGAGGACAGACGCAUAGACAAUUAAUAUAUACAAACAAGGGUGAGAUGUUUAUAUUACAUAUACAUGUAUAAAUUCAAAAAUAUUACACACACACAUUAAAAGGGUGAAAAUAUAAAAAUCAUUAUAAUGAAUAUUUUAAUCUAUUAAUAAAUCAUAUGUCCGUUAAUGUAAUUUUAUAUUAUCCCAACUCUAGACAAUAGUAUCUGAUUCAGAUAAUAGUCCCUAAUUCAGACAUUAGCGUGUAGCAUGCAGUUCUAGCUCGUUGUGCCAAACAUAGCCUUUAUUGUUGAUAUCAUUUAUCUUAGUUCUAAAACCUGUAAUUAUUCUAAUAGUCUUUUUCUCACCUGCUGAUCCAUUAUGUUUUGUAUUUAUGACUUCCAACUCUCCAAAAUUGUGAGUAGAGCAAUUGUUACUCCUGUGGGCACACUGGAUUCACAGUUCUUACUUUCUCUUUCAUUCUUCAUUCGUUUCUUCUCUUCUUCUAAAGAGUAUUUAUCUCCUUUGAAUCAAGCCUUAAUUUCAUUCAUUUCCUUCCCAUCACAUUGAGACAACUCUGUUCACAUUGCUCUAAUGAGCAACCACGA
Cuscuta epithymum is the source of this 2086-nucleotide messenger RNA. The record is from the annotation of a GenBank genome assembly. NCBI's taxonomy places the organism in Eukaryota, Viridiplantae, Streptophyta, Magnoliopsida, Solanales, Convolvulaceae.